GUCGUGUCACGUGUUUCCGCUCUACACCCUUUCAGCGAGCUGGAUAAUUACAAUCAUUGAUCUGUUGAGUUUGAUCAAGUGAUUUAUUUGUUAUGACCAAACCAAGUGGUUUUCAUUAAUGCUAUCUUCAAUUCUGAUUCUUACAGAUCUGGAUAUGGUUUUUGGAUUCGCAUAACCGACCAUGAAGUGAAACAUUAUUGAACUUUAAAAGAUCUUGUUGUAGCAAUGGGCUCUGGUACUUGACGUUGAUCAAAAUACUCGCAAUGUGGAUUGAUGUCCCAUUAAGAUAUGGAAUAUAAUCAUUGUCUGAGAAUGAUAAUUCUGUCAGCUCUUGUGAUUGCCUUGUUAACAAAUGGUGUCGGAGGUGGAACUGCUAUUUCAAUCAUUUUAGACAAGAUCGUCAUUCAGUUUAAUGAAACUACGUUUCAAACCUUUUAUCACUGCCUGUGUACAACACCUUAUGAAUGUCAAUUCAGCUACAAGAAUACAAGCAAUGUUAUUACGAUUCAAUCAUACAGCCAGUUUUCACUUGUGAAUCAGAAUGUUACAUUUUUCGAUGCUUUCUUAUGCACCAUUCCCAAGGGGACAUUUUCAUGCUACCGACUAACGACCGAGCAACUCGAUACAACGGUGCCUGUCAACGAACCAGACAAGUGCAGCUCUGUCAGCUACGGCAACCAGACUUGUUUCCCCAGAGGCGUCGCCUUGUUGUGGGCGAUGGGAACGUACAAGGUCAAUAUUACCAGCGAAAACAUAUCCCAGACGAAUAACUGUCCCGAUGUUAUCUCCCUAUCCACCUCUGUCAUGCCCAGCACUACUGUGCAGGAUGCCCCUUCAAGUGAACCGCCUACGACCUCUUUGAUCGCCUCUGCUAGCUCCAGUGUUGACAAUCCCCAGACCUCUGGCUAUCUUGUCAGUACAAGCACGCAGCCUUACUCAUCAGCUGCCGCAACUCUACCAAGCGAAAGUGUAACGCCGUCAAAUGUUGAGUCUGCUAUAGCACUAACAGUAACUCAAACACCUGGGUCCCUGAGCUAUAUGUCGUAUGACUACACGCAAGCCUCACUUAGCCUUGACCCCAUCAGUAGUUCAGUUUCCACGUCAUCACUUUUAACCUUGACCACAGAAUCUUUGUUAACGGAUUCAGAUGGCGUCACUCAGCUUGAGCCCUCGUCUUUGUUUCAAUCUAUAACUCAUUCGUUACUAACCACCACUGAGUGGACCACACCUGCACUGCACAUUUCCACAUUAACUUUGGCACCUGAUUUGUCGUUCACGACCACGCGUGGUCAGCCGAUGACCACUGCUGCUCCUGCCACUAACUCUGUGCCGCUUGACGCUUCUCUAAGUGUUGUUACCAAUGUUUUCUCAGUGUCUUCUAUGUUAGAUGUCAGCAUUAUACUUGAUGUAACAUUGACUUCUGGUUUGGACUUCAACACCCCCACAUCUACAAGCACCACUGUAAAGGCCACUUCAAGGCUAUCCACAGGUAUUAUUCAAUCCAGUUCAAUUGUAAUAAAUACCGACACCAUUACAGAUUUAUUGGUAGCAUAUACUGAAACAACUUCACAAUCUGACACUUAUAUGCUAACAGCUGAAUCAGAAUCAGGUUUAAAUAUAAUACCAUCGACAGUUACCUUGUUGGGUUCAAAUAGUGUAGCACCAACAGUUAGUGUGACAGGUUCAGCUAUUACAAAACCUACAGAUAGCGUACUAGGUACACAAAGUAUAGCACCAACAGUUAGUGUGACAGGCUCAGCUAUAACACAACCUACAGAUAGCGUGCUAGGUACACAAAGUAUAGCACCAACAGCUAGCGUGACAGGUUCAGCUAUAACACAACCUACAGAUAGCGUACUAGGUACACAAAGUAUAGCACCAACAGUUAGCGUGACAGGCUCAGCUAUAACACAACCUACAGAUAGCGUACUAGGUACACAAAGUAUAGCACCAACAGUUAGCGUGACAGGCUCAGCUAUAACACAACCUACAGAUAGCGUACUAGGUACACAAAGUAUAGCACCAACAGCUAGCUUGACAGGUUCAGCAGUUAUACAACCUACAAAUAGUUUAUUAAGUACAAAUAGUAUAGCACCAACAGUUGGCGUGACAGGUUCAACAAUUACACAACCUACAGAUGCCGUGCUAGAUUCCAAUACUAUAGCACCAUCAAUUAGCGUUACAGGCUCAGCAAACACACAAACUAUAGAUAGUGUGUUAGGCUCAAACAGUAUAGUACCAACAUCAAGCGUAUCAGGUUCAGUUAGUAUCCAAGAAACAGUUAGCAUAUUAGAUACACUUAGCCACAUUUUAACAAGAACCCUUACAAUGGUAAAUGUUGGUAAUUCCGACCUAGAAAGUCCACUCAACACCAGCCCCACAACUUUCUACAAACCUAGCUAUUUGACACUUGACAGCACACAGAUAGCACCAACUACUCAAACUGAAUCAUCUUCACUUACAGACUCCAAAACUAUAUCAUUCGUUGCUAUGACUACAUCAGUUGUCUCCCCAACACAUUUGACUUUAAUUACCGAGCAACUAAACACGCACUCGUUGUCUACAGGAAGUUGGCCAACCAACAGCGGGAUGAUAUCUGGAUCGGUCGUGGUCACUACGACCUUAAGCCUUUCGGAUAUCGCACCAACAUUGAGCAGUUCAUAUACAAGUUUAGGAUUUGUAUCUCUGAGUUCUGCCCCUGGUACUAAAACUUUAGAUACCCUAACACAAUCCGGGUCAACAAGAACCGAUACUCUGUCUAAUUCAGCUCUUACUUCUGGAGCUAUUGAUGCCAGCGCUACAGCGUCCUUGUAUACCUCUCUUUUAAUAAGACCAUCCAUGACAGAUUUAACAUACACUGGGGUCGUAGCCUCCACUAUUAACCCUUCUCCAUCGCAGCCCACAACGUCAGACUCGAAUUAUGGAUCAGGUGGUCAUAGCAGCGGCGUCACCCUGCACCCGACCGCUUCAUCUUCCCUCUCCACGUCAUCUCCCCCUCCAGCAAAUGCCACCAUACCUCCCCCCGGUCUAAACAGCAGGCAGGAGGACGACCGGGACAAGAUCAUCGCCAUCACUGUUGGGGUCAUCGGAGGCGUGCUGUUCAUCUUCGCCAUCAUCAUCGCUAUCUUCUGCUGGAGGCGCAGGCAGAAGGACCGAAGCUACGAAACGAUGGACGCUCAGAGCACUUCCUCGGAUCAACGCUCGGACACGAGCGAAGAGAUCCCCAGUAAAACCCCAGACGCAGUCAACUUUGAUGGCAUCAUCCCUAGAUUCCCUAACUACAAAGACUACAACGGAUGGGACACCUUCCGGCCCCCCUACUUCACAAUGAUCGACAUCGGUCCCACGGCUCAUAACAUCAUCAAAGGCUCUGUGGUCAGUCCAGAAGACGCAACUUUAACUAAAAAAUCCUCCUUCAAAAAGAAGAGCUCCAUGAAAUCUGUACAGUUCGUCAAUCCAUUAGUGGAAGAAAUAGAACCGGACUACGACGCCACUGUUUCUAUUUCUUCUAACGGGCAGCCCAAAAAAGGCAUCAUCGUUAAGACAGUCAAAUUUAAAAACACGGUGACAGAAAGUAAUGACUUCGAAGACGUUCCAAAAGAGGAUACUGACAAAGAGCAGAGCUAUGAGUACCCCCAUCAAACCUCCUCCGAUUACGACUAUGCAACUGUCAGUUUCAGUGGUGAGAAUAGAGACUCCCAUGGAACGUAUGACACGCUGGGAACAGUGUCAGAUUCACCAGCGAAAACCAGUGGACCUCCUUCAACAAGUUUUCAGUCUAACACACCCAAUGGGCACACGCCUAAUAACACAGUAGAAGAGAGUACACACUUCUAGGCUUCACGUGUUAUCAACGUCAAGGUUGUGUCCUUAAUGCAUUGUUCUAUAUAUGGAUUACACUGAAGACAACGUCAGAGAAACUUAUAAAAAGACUGAUUGUCCGUUUGUUUUCCUUAGUCAGGCAAAUUGAAAAGUCAACCCCAACUGUGAAGCACGUUCUGGCCUGUUUGACACCUUCUCCAGUGACUUUGUCGAUACAAUAAUAAAUUCCAUGACCAAAUGUAAAA
Biomphalaria glabrata is the source of this 4067-nucleotide messenger RNA. Its product is annotated as mucin-5AC-like. The transcript has 5 exons. Lineage: Eukaryota; Metazoa; Mollusca; Gastropoda; Planorbidae. The coding region runs from base 289 to 3837 and encodes 1182 amino acids. The record is from RefSeq and is a predicted model, not a curated record.